GUCAGGGGAGAGAGAGAGAGAUAGAGAGAGUCGAGUGUCGGAGCGAGGGCGGCGCGGCCGGGCCCAGGGGCCGCCAUGGAAGCCGAGCCGGGCCCGCCCCAGCUGUGGCUCAAGCGGCGCCGCUGCCUGCUCAGCCUCGACCGCCCGCGGGCGCUGCUGCUCUGGGGGCCCGCCUCGGAGCCCGACCCCGGCCCGGCCGCGGCGCCGACCCCGGGGCCCGAUACCUGUUCAGUUCCUGUUUCUGAGAUUAUCACCGUAGAAGAAACAGAAAUUGAUGAGAAGCACUAUCAUAGUGGAAAAUGGCAAAAAAUGGCAAAGCCUUAUGCUUUUACAGUGUACUAUGUAAAGAGAGCACGGCGUCACCGCUGGCGGUGCAGUCACGUGACCUUCUGGUGCACGGAUGAGCCGCUCUGUAACCAGUGGAUACAAACUCUCAGAGAGUUGCUUGAGAAGCUGACAUGUAGACCAAAGCACUUACUUGUGUAUAUUAAUCCCUUUGGAGGAAAAAGACAAGGCAAGCGGAUAUACGAACAGAAAGUCGCACCGCUGUUCAGUCUCGCUUCUAUCACUGCUGACGUCAUCGUUACUGAACAUGCUAACCAUGCCAAGGACAGUUUGUUUGAAAUUAAUAUUGAGAAAUAUGAUGGAAUCGUCUGUGUUGGUGGAGAUGGCAUGUUCAGUGAGGUGUUGCAUGGUCUCAUUGGAAGGACACAGAGGGAUUGUGGUAUAGACCAAAAUAAUCCCAAAGCUUCGUUAGUCCAGUGCAGUCUGCGAAUUGGGAUAAUCCCUGCAGGUUCAACAGAUUGUGUGUGCUAUGCCACGGUUGGUAUCAAUGACCCAGUAACGUCAGCAUUACAUAUUAUUAUUGGGGACUCUCUGUCUAUGGACGUAUCUUCAGUGCAUCACAACAACGCGUUUCUGAAGUACUCUGUGUCCUUGCUGGGCUAUGGUUUCUAUGGAGACAUAUUGAGGGACAGCGAGAAAAAGCGGUGGAUGGGCCUCAUCCGAUAUGACCUUUCAGGUUUUAAGACCUUUCUUUCUCAUCAUUGCUACGAAGGAACAGUAGCCUUCCUCCCGGCACAGCACACCGUGGGCUCUCCGAGAGAUAAGAAGCCGUGCCGAAUGGGGUGCUUCAUCUGCAGGCAGAGUAAGCAGCAGCUGGAAGAUGAGCAGAAAAAAUCCCUGUAUGGCUUGGAAAACACAGAGGAAGUGGAAGAGUGGAAGGUCAUCCAGGGGAAGUUUCUGGCAAUCAACGCAGCCAACAUGAGCUGCGCCUGUCCGCGGAGCCCCAAGGGCCUGUCCCCAGUGGCCCACUUGGCCGACGGCUCCUCGGACCUCAUCCUGGUCCGCAAGUGUUCCCGGUUGAAUUUUCUGAGGUAUCUCAUCAGGCAUACAAAUCAAGAUGACCAGUUUGACUUUGCGUUUGUUGAGGUUUACCGGGUGAGGAAAUUUCAGUUUACGUCGAAGCAUUUGGAAGAUGAGGAUGGUGAUCUCAAGGACCUUGGGAAGAAGCGAUUUGGGCACAUCUGCAGCGACCAUCCAGCCUGCUGCUGCACUCUUCCUAACAGUACCUGGAACUGUGAUGGAGAAAUCCUGAACAAUUCUGCCAUCGAAGUCAGGGUUCACUGCCAGCUGCUGCAGCUCUUUGCCCGAGGGAUUGAGGAGACCUCAACACAGGAAGCCCUCAGCUGAGACACUGCUGCCGGCGGAGGCCUUUGGGGUGCAGCCAGCACUUGUAAAUCAUCAAACAUAUUUAUUAGAAAGAACAUUGCAGACCAAUUCUGUUGAUGCAUACACACAUUUGAAAUUUGGAAUUUAUUUUUGAUAGUUAAAUGUUGAUUUUAGAAAACUCUCUUUUUUCAAUGCUGUCUGUACAUCCUGAGCAUUUUAGAAGGUGAAUCACCAGGGGCCCAGGGCACAGGGAGGAGGUGGGCUGGCAAAGGUUUUCCUGAUGCCACUGCCCACUUUUCUGAGAGGCCUGGUGUAUCAUAGGACUAAGAUGAUGUGAAUCCCAUCCAUCCAGCUCGGGGGAAGGCCAGAGGUCAACAGCAUCACCUUUGAAUCCUGGUGAGGGGGCAGAGCCCCUUGGCCUCAGGCUGUGCAGAGGUAGAGUUGAGGGCCUUUGUUUUCCUCUCUCCCACUUCAGGGCAAAGGGGGUUUUCCUCGAGCCUUGCUGCAUCUGCAGUAAAUCCUGGCCUUUGAUGGAUCCUAGUCCUUAAACAAUCAUAAUUCGUGAUUCGUCGUCAGUGUCUCGACUCUGUCUUUCCACGGUGUUUUCAUGAGGACUGUUUCAGCUGAUGGCAAGCACUUGGCAGAAACAGGUCAUGGAUCCCUUGGCUCUUAAGGCAGAAAAGCAGGUGCUAGCCAACUUUUUGUUUUUAGAAAAACCCAACAACACUUUGGACUCAGAAUGUUGGUGCUUUGUGUUGCUGCAGGCCGAGUGGUUAAAAUAACCUUCAUUGUGCUGCUGAAGAGAAGCUCAGUGAAUCAGAAGUUCAUUGUUGAGUAGUUUGUUGUUAGUGUUGUCACAGCCUGCAGUCCGUUCUUCCGCAGCGCCUGUCUGUUUGCGUUACCUUUGUGUGGGGCUUGAUUGUGGGAGUCUCGUCUGCCUGGCUUAUUUCCAUAUAUUUAUUGGGAGUUUUGUCCUUCUCAUCUCCACUACUGUAUGUCAUGGGGGGUUUUCAGUGUUUCUGUUUUGUCUAUAGACCAUGAUUAAUUGUUCUUUUGCUGCCGAAGCACUUGGAAGUACAAUUAUCAGAGGAACCAGGUUUUUCCGGGAAGGCAUUCCUCCUCAAGUAGCAGCAUAAUUACUAAAUUGUGUCCUAGAUCAUUGUUUUAUUGUUAUUCAUAGUUAUGAAUAUGGUAAAAUGUAUGCAAAGUAGGCUCUUUGAAAAUACAAGAAGACGAGCUUAGAAUCGCUUGCGUGCGUUCUCACAGUGAAAUCCUUGACACAGCUUUUACAAAACUAGGCUCUUUUCUAUACUCCUCUAGAAUCCGUAAUGGAUGGGUUUUUACCGAUUCAAUUAGGUAUUUAGACAGAUUUAACAUACAUCACAUGAUAUAUUUUUAGAAUUUACUUAGAGCAAUUUAGUCUUUUGAAGUAGACAUCAGCUUAGUUGCAUCAGUAGGUCCAAUCCUGGGAAGGAGGGAAACGCUUGCAGUUGGUUCUUGAAAAUAUGAAAUUUUCCAGGAUAGAAGAACCAGUCAGGUGGCCUUCGGGCUGGAAUCAGAUGUCUGGAUCCAAACAAACCACUGCCUUGGUUUCCAGGAGAUCUUUAAGCGCUUUCAGCCUGCUGUCCUCUAAGAUCCCGAGGGCAGGGACCAUGUCUCCUAUGUCAGCAUUCCCUUCCUUCUUCCCAGAUCUCGGCGUGCCUGGCAUGGCCGCAGGUGACAGUCUUGGCACCCCUGUUUGUCUCGUUCAUCCUAUCCCUGCAUGGGGGGUGCCUCCCACAGAGUGGUCCCAGCUGGUCUUCCCAUUCUCGGUGACUACCUUUAGGGGAUGCCAAGUCAAACUCUGCACUUGAACAAGCUCUUUUUGUGAAAAUGGCAGGUCAACCUGCUUUAGGUCUUUCCUUCUGACUCCAAAGGAGUCUCCAAAGGGGCAUUGCCCCUCCUCAGAAAACCAAGCCUACCACUGGUCUGCCUUGCCAGUUUUAGGCUAACUCUCUAUUAGAGAAAGCACUUGGUCCAGAGAAAGGCCUGGUCCACAUUCCCUUCUUUGCCAAAGUGGCUUCAGCCAUUCUGGAACACGGUCUCGCAAACCCAGACUUUGUUUAGAGGAAUAUGAGACUGGACAUUCCCCUACUUUCCCCUGUCACAUUGGAAAUUGCAGAAUCCUCCCUGGCGGUCGGUUUGUACAUUGUCUUAUGGAAUCCGAGCCCCUGGCAUUGGCACCCGGGAGGAGAGCCGUGGUUAUGUCAGUGUGGUGGUGACAAAGGUGCCUGACGCUCACACCAUGUUUUGUGUAGGAACGGGUCCUUCUGCCUACACAUGUAUAGCCCCUCCUUUCCCGGGGCAGCUGAAGCCAGGAGUCCCAGGGAUCUAGCAGAUAGGCCUUAGCUCCAGCCUCCCUGCCCAGCCUCGUCCUAGCCUGGGAGCCAAGGGCCAUCCUCUUCCCGAGGGGCGGCAUCUGAGGGGCUGUUAGCCGAGGACAGACAUCUCAGGAGAGGGUGGGCUGCAGCUGUACCCCGUGACAUGAUGCAUUCUUGCUUAUCUUCAUUAAGAAAGGGGCUUUGCAGGUUGUGCCCGCUUUUAUCUGAAAACAAUUAUGAAUUUAUUCCUUAAGUACAAUCAUGGGGAGAAAGAAUUUACUGAUGGAAAAACUUAAGGUUAAUUUUCUGUCUAAUCUUGCUGGUUUCAAGAUUAAAAGAGAGUAUACUUAAUGUUCUGAUAUAUUGAGAGGACUUUAAAAAAUAAAAUUACGUUGGACAGA
Trichosurus vulpecula (common brushtail) is the source of this 4432-nucleotide messenger RNA. It is a transcript of the gene CERK, whose product is annotated as ceramide kinase. Lineage: Eukaryota; Metazoa; Chordata; Mammalia; Diprotodontia; Phalangeridae. Bases 76 to 1692 code for a protein of 538 amino acids. Gene Ontology annotation, molecular function: kinase activity. The record is from RefSeq and is a predicted model, not a curated record. The transcript has 13 exons.